Messenger RNA from Sinocyclocheilus grahami, 626 nucleotides. RefSeq names its product acetylcholinesterase collagenic tail peptide-like. The record is from RefSeq and is a predicted model, not a curated record. The transcript has 7 exons. Lineage: Eukaryota; Metazoa; Chordata; Actinopteri; Cypriniformes; Cyprinidae. The coding region runs from base 174 to 626 and encodes 150 amino acids. Gene Ontology annotation, molecular function: extracellular matrix structural constituent conferring tensile strength. Gene Ontology annotation, biological process: extracellular matrix organization.
AAAUAGCGCUUAGCACCGCCCUCAAUGCGCACGUGCUAUUUCCAUCAGAUUUAAUUUCCUUCAGGAAGCUAAUCAUCUGUCGCCCGUAAGAAAGUGUUAUUUUAUCAUGUUCUCAGCUAAAUUCUUCUAAGAGCAGUUUACUCCUCUUCAGAGGACACGAUGAGCUACAGGAGAUGGAUCGAGCCGUGUUGACAGGUCCAUCGCAGGAGGAGACACUCAUGACAGACUGGGAUCCAAAUGAUGUCUUCAAAAGAUUUGACCCUUGUUGUCUGCUGACCCCGCCUCCCCCUCCUUUGUUCCCGCCUCCUCUUAAUGUCUGGAAUAGAGAGCCUACCUUGCCUAGUCGUGUGGAGGUGACGAGCGUAAGAGAGGAGGUUGUGAAGGUGAAGGAACUCUGUGUGGCAGGACCACCAGGACCUCCUGGACCCGUUGGACCACAGGGUCGCAGUGGCAUCCCAGGGAUGGGGGGGCCCAAAGGAGAUAAGGGUGACAUUGGACGACCAGGGUCCAAGGGCUUGCCAGGCUAUAAGGGUGAGAAGGGAGCACGGGGGAUUCCGGACCCACAGGUCCAAAAGGAGACAAGGUUAGAGAUGAAAGAUGCAAUCAAAUCAGUUUCUACACCUUAG